AGCAGUGCGGCUGUGGAGCUCCGGUCCACUAGGGGGCAGCAGGCCUCAGGAGCGGCAGCUCACUCGCAGAGGAAGGGGUGUGGGCGUGGCUUAGCUGAGACUGCAGCGCCACUUUUGAGCGGUCGAGACGUCAACAACAAUAACAUACUGUAAAAGUUAAAAGAUAACCAAAAAGGGAGGAUCGCAGAGCACUGCCACGGCGCCAGAGUUCACUCUAUGUGUAGAAGAUCAAAGAUGGUCCAAGACAGUGCUCAGAUUCGUCGGCAGGGUGCUCAGGACUUCAUGGCGUAUUAUGAGUAUGCUUGUGCAAGGCAGGAAUCAGUCCCUCUCCCUGCCAUUAAGGUAAACCUCGACAAAGGGAUGCUGGACUUCAAUGGAGACAGACUCAAACUCGCAGACUGGCCACCUGUUCUCAACUCUAUAUCCAUCAAUAAGCACCUUACCCACAUCGCAAUCAGUAGCACAUACCAAGCCAAUCUGGGUUCUGGCGAUACAGAUAGAAGGUACUUUAAGACUACUUUCAAGAAGAAGAUCCCCGUUAUUCGCUGUAAGGACAUGACAUUCAAGUUGUGCAAGGCCCUGAGGGAGUGUCUGACCAUCUCACCCAAACUCAAGACCCUCCAUCUUCAUGGUCUUCCACUAAGAGAGAGGGACCUCAUCACACUGACAAAGGGUUUGGCAAAAACCACUUCCUUGGAAAAUCUGUCUUUGGCGAACUGUCCAGUCUCUGAUGAGGGCUUGGAGGUCAUCUGCCAAAGUGUCAAGUACUCUACAAACAUCAGAGUAGUGGAUUUUACUGGAUGCAGUCUAACUUGGAGGGGAGCGGAGCAUAUGGCCAACAUCAUCAAGCAUCAAGCGCUGCAGAGACACGGUACUGCAUGGGCAGAGUCUCUGAGAUACCGAAGGCCUCAGUUUGAGGGGAUGGGAGGGCUCCGCCGUGUCACGCUGAACGCCAACAGUCUGAUUGGUGACCGUGGUGCCUCUGCUCUCGCCUGUGAACUGGCGGAAGACCUCUGGGUUAAAGCUGUGGAUCUGCAGAGGUGUGGCCUGUCCAAUGAAGGAGCUCGCCGUUUGCUGGAGGCCUUAAAAACUAAUUCCUCACUGUGUGUGUUGGAUAUUCGGAAUAAUCCUUUAGUUGACAAAGUCCUAAUCAAAACUAUUUUAGAGAAAGUCCUGAUGAAUCCUGACGGUCAGUCCUCAGAGUACUGCUGGAUCAAGCCUCCAAGUGCAGAGCCGCAGAAAGCUUCCGGUCCAAAGAGGAGAGCUCCGUCCAGUACAGCAAGAGGAGCAGCUACAUUUAGGAUCGCCCCUCAUAAAAGGCCGCCUCCUCCUGGAAGACGGGAUGCUGGUGCUGCUCACAGGCAGAAGCCAGGUUCCUCCUGUUCUUAUGUGCCAUGGCGUGCCGCCGCACGAGCUGGACGCCAGCGAGGUCUACCUCCUGGAGUGAGUGUGAGAGAUCAAAGCUUCCAGGCUGCAGCAUCUGUGAAGGUUACUGUAGAGUCAGAGUCAGAAGAAGAGGAGGAGGAUGAAGAGGCAGAGGUCGUGGUGGAAGUGGAGCAGAGACCACCUUCCUUUGAUGUCCAGGACAGACUCACCGGGCAGCAGUGUGAACUCCUGCAGAUGGAGCUAAAGGAGUGUCGGCUGAGACUGGCAGAGGAGCGCAGGGCUCGGCUGAAAGCUGAGUCCAGGCUCAUGGAGUUUGAAUUGGAGAAUGCCCGGCUUCGUGACGCCAAUACCUCCCUGUCGGAGGCGCUCGCCGCCACAGGCUCCACAUCGGCACCAGCAGCCCUGGAAGAUGAGGCUGUCCUGCAGAGCAUUGAGAACUCCUUCACAAAGUUCCACGCCUUUCUGGAUCUCCUCCGGGACGCUGGUUUCGGACAGCUUGCCUCGAUGGCUGGAAUUGAUCAUUUUGACUUCCGGCCUCUGGGAAGACCUCAGCUCUCCUCCACACUCGGAGCUCACUCAGACGGCGCAUCGCUGGUGAAAGAGGAGUGUGGAGACGUUCAUGCAAAGACUCAUGAUGUGCCUUUGAAAGUCAGUGAUCUACCUGCACCCUCUAUUGGAGCAUCUACCAAUGAAGACAGAUUAAAAAAUCUGACCUACACUCAGGCUUCAGGAUCUGUAGCAGAACCUGGUGUAGGUGGAGGAGAAGAACCAGACCAUUAUAUAAAGCCUUAUACAAGGCACGACUCAGGGUCUGAACACAGCGUCCACAGCCAGAUGUCAUUUGGCAAAACCUCCAAAACUCGGCGAAGUCAUUCCAGAAGCAACAGCGACUCCCACAGAAGCAACGGGUCCUAUGAAAACAUCCAUUCCUACAGACGUCCCUCCCGCGGCAGCUCGUCUGUUAGUGGCAGUGACAUAAUAAGCGACAAGGCAGAGUCCGUGGGCUCAGCGGGGUCGUGGAGCAGGGGAAAAGAGAGGUCAGCGACGGUCGGAGAACCGUCGCAGAGCAAAAACACACAGGGGCAGGUCGAUCUGGAGCACUUCAGCGCUCUGACAGUUCAGUCCGAUGACGACUCUUUCUGACCUCAGAAAUAACAGAAGCCCCGGGACUCUGUGCCUGUUCUUAGUUCUGUUACGUGUUCACAUUUUUGAUCAUUUCUUACAUUUUUUUAAAGCCAAGACAUGGAAAAUAUCUUUAGAUUCUCGAUCGUCACGGUUCCAAUAAAGUAAAUUUAAUGUAUCAGUUUCCAUCUGUGAAGUGUGAUGGCAGGUGUUAGUUUUCCAAACUAUUUUCAGCUUAAUCCUCUUUCAAGUUUAUUCUGCAGAUCAUAUUUUUACAAACAUAGACCUAAUGCAUGGAGAAGCAUCACGAUGUUUGCUGUAAAGUGAUGAUCUCAAUGCUGUUUCUUGUGAAUUGGAAGUCCUUUGUGGUUUUUCUAAUGCAAUUUCUUUGUUUUGAGAAGUAAAAAAAAAAAAAGGUGUGAUUUUUUUUUUUUUUUUUUACAUUUUUUUAGUAGCA
Molecule: messenger RNA, 2965 nt
Organism: Salarias fasciatus (jewelled blenny)
Lineage: Eukaryota; Metazoa; Chordata; Actinopteri; Blenniiformes; Blenniidae
Gene: cep78
Product: centrosomal protein 78
Exons: 16
Coding region: 217-2529 (770 amino acids)
Biological process (GO): cilium organization
Cellular component (GO): centrosome; ciliary basal body
Molecular function (GO): protein binding
Source: RefSeq, a predicted model, not a curated record